Messenger RNA from Schistocerca serialis cubense, 7944 nucleotides. Its product is annotated as trehalase-like. NCBI's taxonomy places the organism in Eukaryota, Metazoa, Arthropoda, Insecta, Orthoptera, Acrididae. Gene Ontology annotation, biological process: trehalose catabolic process. The transcript has 5 exons. Bases 449 to 2245 code for a protein of 598 amino acids. Gene Ontology annotation, molecular function: alpha,alpha-trehalase activity. The record is from RefSeq and is a predicted model, not a curated record.
AGAAGUGUCGCAAGAUUUGCAGCGACAUCGCAUGCGAAGGUAUUUGCGGUAUUUGUCUUUGACACUGUCACUACGCAAGAGUGCGUAGGAUCAUUUGCAGUUGUUUUGUGCACGAUUCUUUCGUGUUUGUAAUCAUUCGUCGUUAACGCUGACGCAGUGGAAAAGACUCUCCCGAACUCUGAUUAAUAUCUGCUUGAACCUGGAAGCAUAGGUGUCAAUAAGACAGAAUAAGUAACUUUAAUUUUCCUGUUACUUUUUGCACGGUCGGUGAUGCUGAGGCCAGCAGUUACCUUCUAGACGACAGCAAUGGCUCGGACUUCAUCCAUCGUCACCAGUGUUGGAAUCGGUUCUGAGAAUACAGACUUCUAUCUGCAAUUGGCUCGUACACUUCCAUAAGAUUGGUGUUGUGCACUAUGAUAGCACAGCCACCUGGAAGUUUGUUUCGGAGAUGUUCCUCGAAAGCGAAGUCAUUCUGUGCCUUGCUUUGAUGUCACUCGUCUCUGGAAGCGACACUCUGCCUCCGACAUGCGAUAGCAACAUAUACUGCUAUGGAGAAUUGCUCCACACAGUGCAGAUGGCCUCAAUUUUCUCCGAUUCGAAAACAUUCGUGGAUAUGAAAUUAAAAUAUUCUCCAAAUGAGACGCUGCAACGUUUUGAUGAAAUGAUGAAUCGAACAAAGAAAAAUCCUACACGUUUUGAUAUUGAAGUUUUUCUAAAUGAUACAUUUGAACCAGCUGGCUCUGAAUUUGAGGAGUGGGAUCCAGAAGAUUGGGUUGAGCAUCCUGCAUUUCUUGACAGAAUCCAUGAUCCAGAUUUGCGUGACUGGGCUAGAAAAUUGAAUUUGUUGUGGAAGUUCUUGGGCAGAAAGAUAAGAACUGAUGUGAAAAAUAAUCCUGAUCAUUAUUCAAUUAUAUAUGUGCCAAAUCCUGUAAUUGUCCCUGGAGGGCGAUUCAGAGAGUUCUACUAUUGGGAUUCUUACUGGAUUGUAAGGGGCCUUUUGGUGUCACAGAUGUAUAAUACUGUUAAGGGCAUGUUACAUAAUUUAUUAUCAAUUGUUGACCUUUAUGGAUUUAUUCCAAAUGGUGGUAGAAAAUAUUAUGCUAUGCGCUCACAGCCUCCACUACUUAUUCCUAUGAUAAAAAGUUAUGUUGAUGAGACAAAGGAUAUAGACUUUGUCAAGGAACAUAUUGUCACCAUGGAGAAAGAGUUUCAACAUUGGAUGGUCAAUCACACCAUCAAAAUAGAAAAAGAUGGUGUUCAGUAUAAAUUGGCGAGAUACUUUGAUCUGUCCUCAGGACCUCGGCCUGAGUCAUACAGAGAGGAUUACACAAGUGCCCAAAUAUUCAGAACAGCAGAAGAAAAGGAAGCAUUCUAUUCAGAGCUAAAAACUGCUGCUGAAUCAGGUUGGGAUUUUUCAACUAGAUGGUUUAUUUUGAAUGCAACAAAUAAGGGAAAUCUUACAAAUCUUAAAGUGAGGUACAUUAUUCCUGUAGACUUAAAUUCAAUAAUAUUUUGGAAUGCAAAGAUACUUUCUGAUUUUUUUAUGAAUGUUGUUAAUGACGCAGAAAAGUCUAGUAUGUAUGAAGAAAUUGCUGAACAAUGGAAGGAAGCAGUGACCAAAGUUUUAUGGCAUGAGGAAGUUGGUGCUUGGUUGGAUUACGACACAAUCAAUGAGAUCAAGAGAGAUUAUUUCUACCCUUCAAAUCUGGCACCAUUGUGGACAGGCUGCUACUAUCAAAGUGAUAUGACUAGUGAUCGUGUGGCAAAAAUUAUGAAAUACUUGGAGAAAUCGCAAAUUAUGACAAAUCAAGGUGGUAUACCUACGACAAUGGAGCACAGUGGUGAACAGUGGGACUAUCCAAAUGCUUGGCCCCCUCUUCAGUAUAUAAUGAUCAUGGGCCUUAACGCUACUGGGGAUGACUGGGCGAAAGCACUGGCACUAGAGUUGACAGAGAGGUGGGUACAUUCCAACUACAAAGCUUUUAAUUCAUCAGAAGCAAUGUUCGAAAAGUAUGACGCAACUGUCCCUGGAGGUUAUGGAGGUGGUGGAGAGUAUGAGGUACAGCUUGGGUUUGGUUGGACAAAUGGCAUUAUACUGGAAUUUCUUGAUAAAUAUGGUGACAUACUGCAGCCCGAAGACCAGUUCAACAUACAGGCUGCUAGACUGGCAGGUGUAGGCAUCAUGUCAGCAGCAACAAAUCUUGUUUUAGUCUGUCUUUCAGUGGCAUUUCUGUUAAGUAUAUGAUUGUUCUUUUAGAUUAUUGAAAUUAAUAUGGCCAAAUGUGACAGUAAUGAAUUUUUUCUCCAAAUUCUGUACAAAGGAAUGUUAGAAGCAUCCAUAAAAAACCUUGUAGGUUUUAAAAAUGUUGCUACUCUUCCUCCUCAAAUGAGAAUGUUUAUGUGUCACUUGCGUAUAAGUGUUAAUUUAUUAUUUCUGAAGAUCGUGUGUUCAUCUGUGUUAAAUUAUGUGGAGACUUGUUAAUAUUGUUGGUUUAUGUUUUCCUUUGUCUGUUGUCAGCAGCUAAGAAAUGAGCUAUUUUGCCCUUCAACAAAGUAUUUGUUACAUGUCAAAGGUGGUGUUCACAAUUGCUAUUUGUUGAUUCGAUAAAUCAUAGGUGAUAUGAGUUUAAUUCCUCAUAUGUCCUAUGUCAAACUAUGUUAUUUAUGCCAUUGUUUAACUGGCUCAAAAUUUGUCACCUCUGCUGUUAAUACUGUGAUGUAGUCAUAAUUUUAAUGUAUCUUGGAAACUGCAGGUCUAAUAUGGCCUACAUACAAAUUCAGGGAAGUUAAAUUUUUGCUGAAAAAUUGAUGCUAAUAAUAAAUCUGAACAGCAUUUGUGGACUAAGUUAGUGUAUUUAUUGUGAUGCCUGUUGGUUUAAUGCAUUCUGAUAAAUAUCUGAGUUAUGUUCAGUUUGGAGGAAAUGAGGAGGUGGCAAAUUGUGAUCAGUAUUAUAUCCCAGUCAUAAGAUGCCCAAUUUUGCCCCAGACUUCUGGUAAAUAGUAUUUCCCAUACCAAACUUGGUUAUUCAAGUGAAAAGGCACAAAAUCGCAAUCUAAAAGCUUCUGUAUCAACCCAAAUAACGGCAUCCUUUUUCCAUGCACACCCACAUGAAAUGAAGCUAGACAAGGCCAUCUGUGAAGAUAAAUGAUAAAGACAGCCUCGCAGAGUUAGAAGUUGACAGAAUAAUACUUGCGGCUGCAGUGUUCUCAGAAUAUGGGAUGCUUGCUGCAUGUGGGAGUAAUAGUGGGAGGGGAGGCAAGGUUAUUAAUAGCACCAGCAUAAUGUCACUUGCUUUAGAUUCAUUGGUUAGUACUGUAGCGUGUGCUUUGUAAAGAAACGGUUUUUUUUUUUUUCCAUCCUCUCCUGACGAAAUGAAAUAAUAAUUACUUGCCAGUAUUUCAAUAGAUAUUUUUGUGUUAAUGAUUGUUUAUGUACUGUUGCCCUGACAUGAGAAAUGUACCCUUAUGUUCUGACUGUCUACAGUUUUAUUUAUUUUAUUGCCAGCUGGCAGAUAUUAUCUACUCUCAAAAGACAAGAUGCCUGUAUUUAGCCUCCCAGAGGUAUGUUUUACCCCUCAGCAAUCGUUGCCUUUGAAUAGCAGAGUUUUUAAGUAUUAAUACAGAAGUCGACUGUUUAUGCUGCCGUCAUUAUGCAAGAUUUCUUUUAUGAUGUGUUGUCCUUUCUUUGUAUUUAUUUUCCAUGUAAAUAUUUCACAGAUACAUUUCGAGAUGAUGCUCAAAUUAUAUAAUUAUUUAAGAAGAAAAAUUGGGGGUCAAGCUUGCUUGGUAUAGGUAUCAGUUUAUACUUACCUCUAUUCUUCACUCCACUUUUUAUACCAUUAGUUUUGCCUUGAACAAAAUUAAUACCUUAAAAUAUUAAUUAUCACGGAGUUGUUCCAUAUUAGUAUAGGUCUGAAACUGAAAACAGUUGUAUGUAACAUUAUUUUUAUUAAAAAUUUGUGUCAUUAAUUCCUUGUAUGCAUCUGAAUUUCAUGUAUGUGAAAUUCAUAUGGAUACUUCCUUUAUUUAUUUAUUUUUAAUUAAAAAUAUGGAUGUUGAACACCACAUACAGUCAGUUUUAUAAUUUCUUUGUUUGUGUAACUGAAGUUUGAUACAGCGGUAUAGAACACUUUUAGUUCUAAACAUUUGCAGUCCAUAUAUAAAUGAUCAAAAACAUUACACAAGUGUAUUGCAAGUGAGAAAUAAUGUGAGAUACAAAUUUUACAUUCAAUAAAUGUGUAUUUUUGUGCAGUAUUAAAGUGAAAGUUAUCAAAAUUAUACAUGUUGAAUAAUCAUUAUGUAAUUUAAGUUGAUAAUGAUGCUGGGUAGAAUGACAGUCAUUCAAAGUAUCCUGUCUAUUGAAACUUACUGUUGAAUGUGCUACCAUGAGGAGCAGAAAUGAACUCUACAAACUGCUGUAAUCAUCUAAAGAUCAUGUUCCAAAAUGUUAGCUUUUUUUAUUUUUUUAUUAGUCACUUGAGUCCCCAUCAGAGUUUCUCGUAGGGAGAGUCAGCGCUCAUAUGUACUGCAGUUUGUAGUGUUAAAACCUGAAUAUUCAGUUGUACUGUGUGCCUUAAUCUCAACUUCAAAUGGAAUGUACGUAAUAAGCAAUUUGUGGUAGUAACAAGCUAGUGUAUGGAUGAUGGUUAUUGCUCUAAUGUGGUGUUGUAACGCCGCACCUAUGGCGGCCUGGCUGGCGUCUACGACUACAGCUAAGUCCACGUCAUGUACUGGAUGCGCAAGCAGUGUCGCUUCUGCAAGAUUCCAUUUUUCUGACUGAACUUCUAUCUUCUAAAAAUGACAGGAGAAAUUCUGGUUCCUACUUAAAGCUAAUUUGUACAUACUUAAACUUUAAAAGUAUUGAAAUAUGUUCUUACCAGAUUAAUUUUGCCUGUUGAACUAAGUACACAGGUGUCAAGUUUAUUUCUUGUUUCAUCAAAAACCAUGUUAACUGCCUGUUGUGCUGCGUGAAUUCUUUUUUAGAGUAGUAACCAGUCCCCCAUUUUAGUGCUUUGCCCCCAUGAAUAUCAAGCUUAUAAGCGAGGGAAAAAAAUUGUGCCUGCUUGAAACACUGAAUAGAUGAACACCAAUAAUGUGACUCCAUGACCCAGUGUUGUAGGUAACAUCCUCUCUAAUUUUUUUUUUUUUUUUAGUAUCUUCCUCUUGCUCUCGGGCCAAAAGAAUACUUGGUUCUAAAAACUUGAAAAUUUCUCAACUUUCAGUAUUUGAUUUUCAAUCUGAUAUUACCCUUCAAACAAGUAAGUUGAAGUUUCAGUUUAUUACCUACGGUUGGAUGCUGUUAUGGAAAGUUCAACUAAAAACAAAAUGUUUACUGAGCUAUUUCCUCAUAAGCUCAGUGGCUACUACCAAUAGAAUCCUGAGUGCACAUAAAAGCUCAAAAUGUGGUAAUAUCACCAGUUUAUGAACAGCAUGCAAGGUUUUAAAUUUCAAAAAAGACUUCUCUGUAGUAAUAUGUAGACAUGAUAUUUUGUUUGUGAAGAAUUAUUUACAGAAUUUAUUCCAAUGAAAUAUAGUCAUUCUGAAUGAAAUUCUACAGUUGACAAUGAAAUGUGUUGUUGGAUUGUCCAAGGAUAGUAGAGAGAAGCAGACUUGGAAUAUUAAAUAUUGGUCUCUUACUUUCACUGCAAUUUGCUGCUUCUUGAAUUCACAGGGUUUUACUUGGAGCUGUAGAGUCCAACUAUCUCUCUGCUAUUGUGAGUAAUCUGUUCCAUCACAUUAUUUUCCUAGAGACUGCUAGUUCUAAACUGCUAGAACAACAACAUCUGUUGAGUUAGUAAUGGGAGAUGGGAGAUUUUGGGCUGACUACAAAGUUCAGUUCUGCAGUGUGGUGGAUUGUAUGAAAAUUCCACUGUGCUUGAGACAAUGCUCAGAAUUAAGUGCUGCUCUCUGUUGUCAUCCCAACAACCAGUAGCUCAUACACCAUUUCAUUGGAGAUUGCCUUGUCUUCUCUUUGGCAUUAGUGUAUCUCAGUUUCAUUGUAGUCUUGAUCUUACAAGGAAGUACGUAAAUCCCUAUAGAUUUGAGGUAGCUCUUUUCACUACUUAGGCACUCUUUAUGUGGAGUGAAUAUGAAUUCUUCCACAGAGAGUAAAUUGCUGCUUUUUAGAGGCCAUACUCCUAAACCUUUCUUGCAGCACCUGUGAUUUUUCCAAGUAAAGUCUGUUUUAUUAUCAAAUCAUUUCUGAAAAUCACUGUGUUCUUCUGUGUAUAGUCUCUGUGUACCAUUCUGAGUUGUCCUGCACAAAUGUGUCAAGCAGAAAAUAUGGCAUUGCUUCAAAAUAGCUCCAGAAUGUCACUUACAUUCAUGGUCCCCUUAAAAUUAUUUUGUAGCAACAAAAGUUUCUGCUGGUGUUGGUGGUCAUUCUGUAUCUUCAUCUAAUGAGUCAAUAUUUGACUGUAUAUAAACCAGUUGUAAGUCUGUGUAUGAUUUCAAGUGUAAUUACCAACUAUUUGCUUCAACAUUUUAAGUAUCUUUGUUACAAGUCUGUGAAGCCUGGAACUUAAUCAGACCUGCUGUCCUCUCACAGUAGGCAUCACACAUUUUUUGUGCAAAAAACACAGAUUUGAAAAUAUAUCUAAAAAUUAUGAUCACAUAAGCUAAAAAGUUAAUUAAAUCAUUCCUCAUGGGCUGUGUUAAGUGUUUGUCAGUGGCUACUUGUUGUGCAGGCUUGUGUGUAUAAUGCAGAUGUCAAGGCUUUAUGGAUGGUGCCUUAUGAGUUAAGUGUGCAGUUGUUUCACAUGAUGUGGUGCAACUGGAUAUGGUUACAGAUCAGGUGCAAUCUGCCUUUAACAUAAUUUGUUCCAAGUACUUCAUUCAGACUUAUAAGUUCUUGCCUGUAGCAUAUUGGAUAGGUUGCCGAUAGCCACAUAUAUUUGGCUAUCUUAAUUUUUGCUCCCAAAUGGUAAAAUUUAAUAACACUGUUAAUUUGCAUAUUGGCUGGACAGGGUACUGAUUCCAUGUUUUACCUUCUUAUGGGCUGGACUCUGUUGUAUGACUGAUUACUGUGGCUAAAGAGAAGAUGCAUUCAAGGAACAGCUUGCCACCCCUUGUAACUUCGUAUGCAGAAUUCUAGGUUUAAUGUAGGCAUGAAAGAAUUAAUGCAGAGCUAAGUAGCCCAAAUUGACAUACUUGCUGCCAUUAAAAAUUCACAAUUCCUUGAAGAAAAACAAUUUUUUGUUUAUACUACAGAUUGUUACAGUUGAUUAAAUGUAAGGAGUUUCUCUGUGUGUGUUUGUAUUAUGAAAAUUUUGAUAGUUGAACAGUAUGAGCAAUCAGUGAUAAAGAAAAUAAGAAAUAUCUGUGAUAUUUUUAUUGAUGUACACAAAGAAGGCAUUUCUUAAAUGUAACAUUCCAUUAGCACAUAGAGCAGUAUUCUGCCAUAUAACCGAGCGAGGUGGCGCAGUGGUUAGCAUACUUGACUCGCAUUCGGGAGGACGAUGGUUCAAUCCCGCGUCCGGCCAUCCUGAUUUAGGUUUUCCAUGAUUUCCCUAAAUCGCUUCAGGCAAAUGCUGGGAUGGUUCCUUAGAAAGGGCAUGGCCGAUUUCCUUGCCCAUCCUUCCCUAAUCAGAGCUUGUGCUCCAUCUCUAAUGACCUCGUUGUCAACGGGACGUUAAACAGUAAUCUCCUCCUCCUCCUCCUCUGCCAAAUAAAACUUGACUGCAUGCUGUGCUUUGGAGAUUCGUUCUUGAUUCUCACCCCCACCCCCCCCUUUUCCCACCAACACAGAUACAAAAGAAUUCAUGCAGCAGAAGAAUUGAUAGUAAUUUUGGCUGUGAACUUGAUUUAGAUAGUUCCUUUCCUACUAUUUCAGUAGUAGUAUUAUUAUAAAUUAUGUUCACUGACAGAUAUUUUUUCUGUUUUCACUGACUAUUUUAAACUUGCAUUUGUUUAUAUGUGUAUUUUCUUUUAUCUUUUGACUGUAUA